AUGUCCGUCAGUUCAGCAGGCUACCUCGACGACACCCUCAAGCUCUGUGAAGCAAGAGCAAAAGGCAAAGCAGAGCCCACCCAAUCUCUGCCUGCCAUCGCCAACAUGAUCCUCAUUCACAAGGUAUGCGGUUGCACCGGACCGAUGGGCUACGUCAAGGUUGCUAGUCGUGGUUACCUAUCUAGCAACCUCACCAAUCUGGCUGGCGAGCCUUAUGUCCAUCCAGGCGACGCACUCAACCUGUUUGACGAUACAAAGGGCACCGAUGGCAACAAGGGUCCUCGUGCAAAGGUACUCGUUAUCAAGAACGCAGAAGAUGAUGACUAUUCUCAUCUAUUCGUCCUCAAUCCGCACUUUGCUAGCAGACCUUUCCUCGGCGCCCGCAUCGGCUUUGCUGGCGAGCUCAAUGCGACGAGCAGUGGUUAUGCUUUCCUUGUGCCGACCACCGCGACACCCCGGGGUCAGACUGACUACGCCUCGGGCACGGGUUGGGGCGAAUCGUCGGCGAUCUGGAAGGUCGACAAAGACACCGGCGCCAUCUCGGCAAACAUCGUCAAUCCCGAUGGCAGCUCUAGCAACGACGUCGCAGCAGAGCUUCGCGGCAUCACCAAUGGCAAGCCGGGAGGUCAGACCUAUGUCACCCUGUCAGGCAAUAUCGACGGCUUCAAGUCAGCUUACGGAACGACUACUGAAGUCAUUCCGGUCAAACUGACGCUCGAGGCGCGCAAAUAG
Messenger RNA from Mixia osmundae IAM 14324, 732 nucleotides. RefSeq lists its product as uncharacterized. The transcript has 3 exons. Bases 1 to 732 code for a protein of 243 amino acids. The record is from RefSeq and is a predicted model, not a curated record. Lineage: Eukaryota; Fungi; Basidiomycota; Mixiomycetes; Mixiales; Mixiaceae.